AUGGCGAGUCCCUACCGUGCCUCUGUCAGCGCUGUUCAGGUUGGUCGCUACUUUGUUCAACAGUACUAUCCGGUUCUUUGUCAACGACCUCAUUUAGUUCAUCAUUUUUACACCGAUGAUAGUUCUAUGGUUCGGGUAGAUGGGAAUUCUAGCAAGACUGUUUCGGCAAAGCUGGCUGCAUACAGUGCAUUUGGUAGCUAUGGGAGCAGCUAUGUACAUCCACAAACCCCAUCAUCUGUGGCCCAGACUGCUGCUUAUGGUGCUUAUCCUUCUACAUAUGUGGCCCAGCAAAGUUACGCUCCAUCAUCCACAGCUGCAACCUUGACUACAGCGCAGCAACCUACUUCAGCUCCUCCUCAGGCUUAUUAUGGCAGUAAUUACUGA
This is a messenger RNA of Ilex paraguariensis (yerba mate), 384 nucleotides long. Lineage: Eukaryota; Viridiplantae; Streptophyta; Magnoliopsida; Aquifoliales; Aquifoliaceae. The record is from the annotation of a GenBank genome assembly.